AUGGCGGGUUACCUGACGGUCAGCAUCGAGCCGCUCCCACCUGUGGUCGUUGGGGAUGCUGUCACUUUGAAAUGCAACUUCAAGACGGAUGGCAGGAUGCGGGAAAUCGUGUGGUACCGGGUGACGGACGGUGGCACCAUCAAACAGAAGAUCUUCACCUUUGACGCAAUGUUCUCCACCAACCAGUCGCACAUGGAGAACUACCGUAAGAGGGAGGACCUGGUGUACCAGUCCACGGUGCGGCUUCCUGAAGUCCGUAUCUCAGACAAUGGCCCCUAUGAGUGCCACGUGGGGAUUUACGACAGAGCAACGCGUGAGAAAGUGGUGCUAGCAUCUGGAAACAUCUUCCUCAACGUGAUGUCCCCUCCCAUGUCUAUCUCGGUCAUUGCUGCAGACACGCCAGCUCCCUUCAGCCGCUACCAGGCUCAGAACUUCACUUUGGUCUGCAUCGUCUCUGGUGGGAAGCCUGCCCCAAUGGUGUACUUCAAGAGAGACGGGGAGCUGAUCGAGGUGGUGCCCCUCACAGAAGCCCCCAUUAAUGCCGCCGGGUUGCAAGACGGCCGGGCCUCCCGGAACCUCUUCCACCGAGACAUGGACGACACCAAGAUGCAGAAGUCGCUCUCCCUCCUGGAUGUGGAGGACCGGGGUGGGAGGCCCUACACGGAGGACCCCUUGAAAGGCCUCACCCCAAACCAGGGACUUUUGUUCAGCCCAGCUACGGAGGUCAUCCCAGAGACUGUGGUGAGCCGGGAGUUUCCUCGGUGGAUCCAGAAUGUGGAGCCCAUCUACUACUUCCACCACACCCACAUCCCCAUCAGUGAUGGCACCGUGGAGGUGCGGGCCAUGCUCAUGUGGACGCUUAACCCCCAGAUAGACAAUGAUGCACUCUUCAGUUGUGAGGUCAAGCACCCUGCCCUCUCUAUGCCCAUGCAAUCCGAAGUGACGCUAGUGGCUCCCAAGGGCCCAAAGAUCAUGAUGACCCCAACAAGAGCCCGAGUAGGAGACACAGUACGAAUCCUGGUGCAAGGUUUUCAAAACGAAGUCUUCCCCGAACCCAUGUUCACUUGGACCCGCGUUGGGAGCAGGCUCCUGGACGGCAGUGCGGAGCACGAUGGCAAGGAGCUGAUCUUGGAGCGAGUGCCAGCAGAACUGAAUGGCUCCAUGUACCGCUGCACAGCUCAGAACCCACUUGGAUCCACGGACACCCACACCAGGCUGAUAGUCUUUGAAAACCCAAAUAUCCCAAGAGGAACAGAAGACUCCAAUGGUUCACCAGACAGCCACAGCAGCUCUAAAUUCCUUCUGGCCAUCAUCUUAACAGUUACUUUGGAACUAACGUGAAAGCCUUUGAUGCAGAGACCCUUCGUUUCUCCUCCUCCACCCAGA
Molecule: messenger RNA, 1386 nt
Organism: Zootoca vivipara (common lizard)
Lineage: Eukaryota; Metazoa; Chordata; Lepidosauria; Squamata; Lacertidae
Source: RefSeq, a predicted model, not a curated record